GCCAGGCAGACGCACCUGGGGCUAAGGAUACCCCCCCAGGGUGGGGGAUGGGGUGCUCGCCCGACGCAGUCCCCACUGAGCAUGCUCAGUCGAGGGUCCAACUGCAGGCGCAGGCUAGGGGCGCACGCCCAGCGCCCAACGGACGGAAGAGGGAGGCCGGAGUCAUUAUGGAAAAGUACCAGAUUUUGGACCGGCUGAAUCCUGGGGCCUUGGGGGUGAACCUGGUGGUGGAGGAGACAGAAACCAAAGCAAAGCUCGUGAUAAAGCAGGUGGAAUGCAUCGAUGAUCAUAAUGCCAGUGAGGCCCUGGAGGAGCUGAUGCCUCUGCUGAAGCUUCAGCACGACCAUAUCUCCAUCUACCAUGAGCUGUUCAUCACGUGGAAUGGCGAGAUCUCCUCUAUGUUCCUCUGCAUGGUGAUGGACUACUAUGAGGGAAGCUUCCACAACGUCAUUGAGAAGAAGAGGGAGGAAAAGACAAUCAUGGACUCUCAGUGGAUGCAUGGCAUGCUGGGCCAGGUGCUGGACGCUCUGGAUUACCUGCAUCAACUGGACAUCACCCACAGGAACCUCAAGCCCUCCAACAUCGCGCUGGUCAGCAGCAACCACUGCAAACUACAGGACCUGAGCUGCAACGCGCUGAUGACCCACAAAGCCAAGUGGGACAUCCGCGCAGAGGAAGACCCCUUUCAUAAGUCCUGGAUGGCUCCGGAAGCCCUCAAGUUCUCCUUCAGCCAGAAAGCCGACAUCUGGUCCCUGGGCUGCAUCAUUCUCGACAUGGUCAGCUGCUCCUUCAUGGAGGCAACAGAAGCCAUGCUGCUGCGCAAGUCCAUCCGGAAGGUCCCGGACGGCCUGCAGGGCGUCCUGAGGACCGCGGAGGAGAGGGGGAUCCCCCAUGUGAAGACUUUCAGUUCUCUGUUGCCCCUGAUGCUCCAGGUCAAUCCCUCGGAGCGGAUAGCAGUCCGGGACGUGAUCCAUAUGACCUUCACGAGAAGCAGCUUCCAGUCCUCCAGCAUCGCUCUGCCACUGCACGGGCAGAUGAUACCCGACUUCGUCUCCGAUGUGCUGUUAGAAGGCAACAUGGCCAGCGUUUUAGAGGUCAUGCAGAAUUUCUCCAGCCGGCCUGAAAUCCAGCUCAAGGUCAUCAAGAAGCUCCUGAGAAUGCCUGAUGACCAGCUAGGUAUACCGUGGCCGAUGGAGCUGGUGGAGGAGGUGAUCGCCGUCAUGAAGCAACAUGAGCGAAUCCUUGACAUCCAGCUGUAUGGCUGCUCCCUGCUGCUACGCAUCCUGGGCCAAGCGCUGGCACAGGACCCGGAAGCCGAGGCACCCAGUGAUAGCUCCGUCACCUCCGUCCUACUGAGCGUCACGCGGAGCCACCCCGAGGCCCAGCAGCUCCUGGUCAUGGUCUACAGUCUGCUCACCAUUAUCUGCAGCCAGGGUGGGUCUGCGUGCCCCUCCCUCGGCCAACGCGGGGUGCCAGGGGCGCGGGCUGUGCUGGGCCCGCUCCUGAGAUGGCUCGAUCGCACUGCCUGUGGUCGGUCUGUUCCACACGCUCAUCCUUGUUCCCUCCACAAAUGUGCACUGACUACGUGCCAGGUGCCACCGCAGGCUUCACACAAGGUCUGCUUCACGCUCAAGCCCUCAUUGCCGCUGCUGCCCUGCUCACCUCCAUUCAGGGAGCACCUGGAAGCCACUGUAGAGGAGCUGCAGAGGGCCAGGCUGUUUGAGCAUAUCCUGGAGCACCUGGAUACCUUCUCCAGAAACAGGGACAUCUGCAUCAGUGGCCUGAGCCUGUUCUGGGCCCUGCUGGUGGACGCUGUCAUCAUGGACAAGGCUCCCUUGGAGAAAGCCCCGGUCCUCAUUGCCAAGGUGCUAGCCGCCUAUCCCACAGAUGCAGAGAUGGCUGAAGCUGGCUGUGCUGUCCUCUGGCUGCUGUCCUUGCUAGGCUGCAUAAAGGAGCACCAGUUUGAAGAGGUGGUGGCACUGUUCCUGCAAAGCAUCCGGCAGUGUCAGGACAGGGUCUUGCUGGUGAACAACGCCUACCGGGGGCUGGCCAGCCUCGCAAAGGUGUCCGAGCUGGUGGCGUUGCAGGUGGUGGUGCCCGAGGAGGGCAGCAGCGGCCUCGCUCUCAUCAAGGAGACAUACCAGCUGUACAGGGACGCCCCGGAGGUGGUGGAGAACGUCUGCAUGCUGCUGGCCCACCUUGCUUCCUACCAGGACCUCCUGCCCGAGCUGGCGUCCAGUGGCAUUCCGCCCCUGGUCCAGGAGAUCAAGGCGCGCUUCACCUCCAGCCUGGAGCUGGUCUCUUACGCAGAAAAAGUGCUCCUGAGAUUCGAGGAGGCCAUGCCACCCAGCUCUGCGGAAAGCCAGUUGGCUUUGCCCUGAGAACCUCCCAAACCUUCCCCCACCCCAGCCUUCUCUCCUCCCCUUCCUGUUCUGUAUCUCACAGGACUGCCUAGUGAUAGUCCUUGGGGGUGGGAGGUGUCAGGAAGGACUGUCACCUAGGACCAUGGUGUAAGAGGCCCAAGGCCAGUUCCUGGGUGCCAGGCCAUCCCUAGGGGUUAGGCUG
Molecule: messenger RNA, 2565 nt
Organism: Rhinolophus ferrumequinum (greater horseshoe bat)
Lineage: Eukaryota; Metazoa; Chordata; Mammalia; Chiroptera; Rhinolophidae
Gene: STKLD1
Product: serine/threonine kinase like domain containing 1
Exons: 19
Coding region: 48-2381 (777 amino acids)
Biological process (GO): protein phosphorylation
Molecular function (GO): protein serine/threonine kinase activity; ATP binding
Source: RefSeq, a predicted model, not a curated record